AAGGCUUUCAAUACAUAUUCAGCAAAUAAAACGCAGUCAUUUUCUAUAAAGUGCAUGCAAAGAUUUUUUUAUGUUUUUAGUUGAAUUCCGGUUUAAACUUUUAUUUCACAAUGCACGAGUAAAUAUGAGGUUUGGACAUGCUUGUUUGUACCUGUGGAUUUCGAACAUUUAUGAAUUGUCGGAUAUCUAUUGAACAAAAACAGCUAAGGUUGGAAUACUCGUUUCGAUUACAGAAAGAAGACACAGAUUUACUUUGUUUAUAAGUUGCAGCACCAAAAUGGAUUCAAGUUUUGUCACCUGUAAACUUUGUGCUAAGAACCUCACCAGCCCCUGUCACUUAGAUUGCCUUCAUGACUUCUGCAGAGACUGUAUCCAAAAGGAACUGACCCAGACCUUCAGCAGCAAGCUGUCUGCAUACUCGUGUCCAGUUUGCAAACAACUGACUGCGACUAAAAACAAGUCCUCGGAAAAAUGGGCGGAGCAACUUCCGCCGAGCGACUUCGUUGGCGCAUUGGCGGAGGUGCACAGAUUAAAGAAUGAGGACGUUCUUUGCACGCCUUGUAAACGGAAACGGAAGUCGACAACUGGAAGUAAGUGGUGCCGUAGUUGCCAUGAAGCGCUUUGCAAAAGCUGCGUUGAGGUUCAUGAUUCACUAAAGACUACGAUGAAACACGAAAUGAUGGAUUUAAACGAAGCGAAAACAAGCGAAACGAAGAGCCUUGUUUACGGCCCAAACUGUACGAUCCACGACCAUCAAGGUCUGACAUUGUUCUGUGAGGACCACGACGAGCUCAUCUGCCCUCUGUGUGCAGGAGCAAAACAUAAGGAAUGCAAGCAGAUAAGGACAGUAAAUGAAGAAGUAAAAGCAAAGUCAUACGAGUUCCAGGAGGCUUCUUCGAAGUCUUCAAGUCAGUUGCAAAUUGCAAAGAAAGCGUUGGUAUCAACACGGUCUUCUAUUUCUGAGGUGGACAGCACUUUCCCAAACUUGAGGGAUAAAAUUCGGAGUGUUCGAAAUCGAGUGGAUGAAAUUCUAAGCAAAUGCGAGAAGAAAUCGACAGAAGAGCUUGGCAGAUUGGAAAACGAGUAUCGGGGAAAACUAGAGCAAGAUAUUCAAAAGUUAGAAUCUUUGAAUGCAGAGAGCUCGCACACCAACCAAUUACUAGACCACGUGAAACGCUUUGGAACCGAUGGUCACAUUUUACAGUGUAUGCAGCAAGUCCAGGAAAGGAGCAAAAGUAACUCAGAGGCAUUCGAAGAAUACAGGGAGGUGAAGAAACUGCCCAAGGUAAGCUUUGCAAUCAACAGGCAAUUAGAUGAAGUUCUGAGAUCUCUCUCAACACUGGGAGACCUUGUCAUCGAUGGAGAAGGCCUCGAAUCCAAGAAAUCAUCUCCCACGAAAAACGGUUUGGAUGACAACAACCGAAAGAGUCCCGAGAGGAGUUAUCCGAAAGAGCAUAGGGAAUUUUCUGUGAGGACAAGGUCUGACGAGAACGCUUGCGUAAUCACGGGAAUUCUAUCUUUACCAACACUAGACUGGGUCUUCUGUGACAAAGGAAACAGCAAACUGAAACUUUUCGAUAGGCAGUUCCAAAUGAAGUCUGAGCACAUCAUGCAACAGUCACCGUUUGACGUCACACUAAUGGAGGAUCAAAUUAUAGCGGUUACCAUACCUGAAAACAUGAAGAUUUUGAUAUACAAAAUUAUGGCUGGGAUCAACUUACAAGAAGAAAUAAAGACCAAAGAUCGUUGCUUUGGAAUAAGUUAUACAUCGUCGGAAAAUAAAUUCGUUGUCACCUGCCCGUAUGGGUCUCCAGCUUCCCUGCGACUUCUAUCUCGUAAUGGGGAGGAACUGAUGAAUCUGAUUCCGGAAGAGAACCAUGGGUCCCUCUUUUUACGACCAAUGUACGUUAGGUUCGACGCGUCAGGGAACUCCCUGUUGGUCAGCGACAGCCAACGAAACCGGGUCACCGCCAUCACGCGCUCUGUGUACAGGAGAUUCCACUACACACACUCCAACAUGAAAGGACCACGCGGUCUCGCUCUCGCCGCCAAUGGCGACCUAUUUGUUGUUGGAUGGGGUUCCGAUUCUGUUCAUCGGGUUGAUGAUGCUGGGAGGUUCAGAGAGGAAGUCCUAUGCCGCCAUGAUGGGAUUUGUAGUCCGCAGGCUGUCUGUGUGUCAUUUGACCAAUCCCAGUUCGCGUUGUCCCUUGAUGACGUCAGCUGUAGAAGCGAUUUUAUUCUGAUAUUCUCCGUGUAAUAGUUUUAUUGAUUGAGACAUUUGGAUACAAUUUUUCGAUAAUUUAGGUGG
Messenger RNA from Magallana angulata, 2308 nucleotides. RefSeq names its product E3 ubiquitin-protein ligase TRIM33-like. Gene Ontology annotation, biological process: positive regulation of DNA-templated transcription. Gene Ontology annotation, molecular function: zinc ion binding; ubiquitin-protein transferase activity. The coding region runs from base 278 to 2257 and encodes 659 amino acids. Lineage: Eukaryota; Metazoa; Mollusca; Bivalvia; Ostreida; Ostreidae. Gene Ontology annotation, cellular component: chromatin; nucleoplasm. The record is from RefSeq and is a predicted model, not a curated record. The transcript is spliced from 2 exons.